This is a messenger RNA of Pelagomonas calceolata, 246 nucleotides long. NCBI's taxonomy places the organism in Eukaryota, Pelagophyceae, Pelagomonadales, Pelagomonadaceae. The record is from the annotation of a GenBank genome assembly.
AUGGGCGAAUUGCUUGAACCUGCGACCAUCAGCCCGUGUACCUUCACCAUGGACCAUAACGCGAUCAUUUGUUUCAUGACCGACGGACUUAUGCGAGGUCCAGAUAAAGAUGUUCACGUCCCGAGCGUGGGCAGCCAAAAGUACCCUUCUUAUAAUGUAGAUGGCAUAUACUCGUAUUUGACUAUCGGUGGGGUAGUAUGGGACCCGACGAAACCGCUACGGCGACUACUGGGGGGCCUCGGGUAA